AUGCUGUGCGGCCAGGCCAGCAGUGGCGCGCCGCCGCCGCCGCCGUCUCCCGACCAGGAGCCCAUCGACCCGCGCGCCUAUGAGCACCUGCUCUGGGGGCCGCUGUCGGCCGCGCCGCCGCCGCCGGCGCCCGUGUCGGUGGCGGCCGCCGCGCCGCCUCACUACCCCCGCUACUAUGGUUACCCGGCGGCGGCGCGAGCCUACUGCGCCGGCUACCCGACGCCGGUGCCGUCGCCGGCCGGCUACGGCACGCCGCCGGGGCCCAGCGGCGACCCGGCCGGCUAUGUGUGUCUCACCCCGCUCACCCCGACCGCGGCGCCUCCCGGGGCGACACCCUGCUCGGCCGCCGGCGCCGACACCGAGCCCGCCGAGAAAAAACGACGCGGCAGGAAGAAGGGUCAGACGCGCGAGUCCGGCGCGUGGACGGCCAACAAGAGACUGGGUCGGCCGCUGGGCACCACCCGCGCCAAUGGCUACAAGGUGGGCUGUCGCGGCGGCCGGCGCAAGGGGACCACACGCGCUAACGGCUAUAAGGUGAGCGGCGGUCGGCCGCGCGGCACAACGCGCGCUAACGGCUACAAAGUCAGCACGGGCCGGCCCAAAGGCACUACCGUGGCCAACGGCUACAAGUGCAGCACCGGACGGCCGCGCGGCCCGUCCGGCGUGGCUAAGGAGGGAGACACGGACUGCGGCCGACCGAGCGCGCCCGUCCUGCAGGGCGGCGCGGCCACCGACACACCGGGACAAGAUGCCAUGAAAUGCGAGGAGAAAGGACUCACGACCACUGCUUCCUGGAUGCCACCGAAGAUUGACGGAGCCCUCAGCCUGGAUACGAUGGAGUCGGCGGCGCUGCGUGCCGGGUACGACGGCGCCGCCGUACCGCCGCUGCAGCCCUGCGCGGUGGGCCGCACCCCGCCGACACCGACCGCCGGUCAGCUCUCGCCCCUGGCCGAGCCAGCCGGACCCCAGCAGGGCUCGCCGGGGCCGCCGCCCGGCGCCGACGGCCCCUUCUCGCCGGGCGGCGGGCCGCUGCGCCAGCUCUCCGGCGGCUCGCCCGACCAGUACUCGCCCAUCACGGUGACCACCUCCCCGGCCGAGUACUCGCCGGCCGGCACCGGGCCCUCGUCCGUGGGCCAGUACUCGCCCAUCAGCAACGCGCCCACGCCCGCCCAGUUCUCUCCGAUGGGCGUGGCGGGGCCGGCACAGCAGUACUCACCGCCGCCGUCCAUCGCCCGGUCGUCGAGCCACCAGUACUCGCCGCCGCUGUCUGUGAGCCGCUCCCUGAGCCAGCAGUACUCUCCGCCGCCCCCAGCCGGCAGAUCGCCCAGCCAGCAGUACUCCUCGCCCCUCCCGGCCACCCGGUCCCCGGGCCACGAGUACCCCGCGGCGCUGUCCGCCGCCCGGUCACCCAGUCAGCCGUAUCCCUCUCCCCUUCCGGACUCCAGGCCGCCGAGCCAGCAGUACUCUCCGCCGCUGCCCACGGAGAGAGCUCCCAACGAGCCGUACUCGCUGGGUUCUGUAUCCAUCACCAGAGUCCCCAACCAGCAGUACUCCUCUCUGCCAGCGCCGGGGACCUCAAACCAGCAGUACUCCCCGACCCACCCGCUGGCCAGGUCGGCCAACAAAGACUACUCGCUGUCUCUGCCGAUAGCCAGAUCAUCCAGCCAGCAGUACUCGCCGCCGCUCUCGGCUGCCAGGUCGCCCAGCCAGCAGUACUUUCCACCACUCUCGGUUGCCAGAACGUCUGGCCAGCAGUACUUCCCGCCGCUCUCGUCUGUCGGCUCUGGGGGCGAGCAGUACCCGUCCCACAUGUCCAUGAGCCGGGCGGCCAUGCUGCAGUCUGCCAUGCCUCUGGCCGUUUCCCGGUCGCUGAGUCAGUUCUACUCCCCGGACACGGUGGCCGACUGCGGCCCGUCCGUGUUCGCUCCUUCCACUUCGGCCGGGGGCGCCGGCACGCCGUGCUACGGCGCCGCUCUGCUGCCCAUGUGAGCCGCCGCGGCGCGGCCGCCGGCGCCCCCUGAGCCUGCGAGUCGCGCGUGUUAACGACAAGCGUCCACUCGCAGCGCCCCGGCGCGGCUCGGCCCCAGCGUCCAGCCCGCCCCGCUGUCCUACCGGCACCGCCGGGUUCCAGCCGCGCGGAUCCCACCGGUACAAUUGGAUCCCAGUUGGAUCCCGCCGGUACAGACGGAUCGCAGUUGGAUCCAACCGGUAUGGUUGAUCCCAGUUGGACCCCACCGGUACACUUGGAUCCCGAUUGGAACCCACCGGUGCUGUUGGAUCCCAGUCGGAUCUCACCGGUGCUGAUCCCACCAGCUCGUUUCCGCCGCGCUGCCCGAUCCCGUCGGCACAGUUAGUUUCCAUCGCCGCUGUCAGAUCCGCCAGCGCGGUUCGACUGUCCAGUGCAAUCUGAGCUAAUGCGCUGUAGCUACGUGUCGUGCUGAUUGAGGGUCACCAGCAGAUCAAAUUGUCCAGGCAACAUUUCAUUAUAUCGCCGAUAUGUGAAUUAGAGGCUGGCUGUCUCCGAUAGGCCAUAUUUUACGCAGGCCAGUCAGCCAUGCAGUGUUGAGACCUCAUAAUGUUUACCAGCCUGCGGUAAUCGGGGGACAUUUGAACUUCUAUCUGAUCGCACCUGAGCUCAAUGAACUUAUGCAUGCUACAACAUUAUUUUACCAAAUUUUCUUUGGACUUUACUCAAUUAUUGCUCAUCCAGCGGGCUGCAGAGCCGGCUCAAUCUGUGCUCAAGUCACACAGGUUCCCCCAGCCCCCCCCCGCCCCCUCCUCCCCUCACGUUCCACUUUGAUCCGCGCACUUUGCAGCCCACACUGAUAUUGCUUUUUUCGACAAUCAGUAUGAGUCGGUACAUACAGGGUGGGGCAGCAUA
This is a messenger RNA of Amphibalanus amphitrite, 2881 nucleotides long. RefSeq names its product leucine-rich repeat extensin-like protein 5. The record is from RefSeq and is a predicted model, not a curated record. The transcript is spliced from 3 exons. Lineage: Eukaryota; Metazoa; Arthropoda; Thecostraca; Balanomorpha; Balanidae. Bases 1 to 1989 code for a protein of 662 amino acids.